Molecule: messenger RNA, 1170 nt
Organism: Neodiprion virginianus
Lineage: Eukaryota; Metazoa; Arthropoda; Insecta; Hymenoptera; Diprionidae
Product: thioredoxin domain-containing protein 12-like
Exons: 3
Coding region: 610-1170 (186 amino acids)
Cellular component (GO): endoplasmic reticulum
Source: RefSeq, a predicted model, not a curated record
AAAGGACGCGCUACUUCUAUUAACUCUUGCAAUUUUGUACAUGACCGGUCAUAUUUUUUUAUGACCAUUAAUUUACGAAAAAAAACCUGACCGGUAUUUUUUCAUCUAAAUAGGUGAUGACACCUUAUUUUUACCGUAAAAUAAUCGAGAAAAAUUAUGACCGUAAUUUCACAACACAAGAUUAGACGAAAAAAAUUACGUCAAUUUACGGUAAAAUUACAGCAUUUUUGGGUAAUUUUAUUGAGAAUCUUACGGUGCGUUCUGAAAUCAACUGGUAGCCAAGAACACCCUAGGGCAGAGGCAGAGCUACUCACGAACUCGGUAGCGCAAACGAGAUAAAAGAUUGUUGACAGCACCGGGAGCUAAUAUCGGAACGCACCCUUAAUACCAGUAUUUUUUACAUCUCGAUCUACUUAGGGAGUUUUUAGCGCUGCGAGUUAAUUUCGGAACGCACUCUUGAUUCGGCGUGAACGUAGCGCACGACCGUCGCUGCUCUCAUCUUCGAAAUCUACGUAGCAACCUCCGCCGUAUUUCGACUUCUUGCUCGCACACACAUUUGUGAAAACCUUCGGCCACUUCGGUCCACUUUUCAAAUUUUCUGCGUGAGUCAUGAAAAUACGCAUAGUGCCCUUGGUACCCGUCACCUUGCUACAUUUGCCGGCAAUCGUGGUAGCGAGGGUGAUAGCCCAAGAUUCCGGCAAUGAAAACUCGGGCGAUCAUGGGUUUGGCUUGUCAUACAGAUGGAGAAGUGUAUCCGGUGGUUUUACAGAGGCUAAGAAAACACGAAAACCGAUAAUGGUAGUAGUCCACAAGCUCGGAUGUCCAGCCUGCGCAAAUCUCCGUCCGAAAUUUGCCAAUUCUCUAAAACUACUCGACUUGAGCCAGCAUUUCGUCAUGGUCAACGUCGAGGCUUCGGGCGAAAAACAGCUGCCGGAUAAAUUUGUCCCGGAUGGUGCUUACGUUCCAAGAAUCCUAUUUUUUUGCCCUGACGGUAAAUUACUGCGUGAGAUUGACAACCAGGACCCAAAUCGAGAACCGAAUUACAAGUAUCACUACUGGAACGUCGGACAGAUCGUUGAUUCGAUGCUCAGAGUUUUGAAAAUGUUUCCACAGAUGUCGACCCAUUGUUACCCUACUUGCAGGACGGAGUUCAAGAGACAAGAUCUGUAG